Quercus lobata is the source of this 519-nucleotide messenger RNA. Its product is annotated as serine hydroxymethyltransferase 3, chloroplastic-like. Bases 9 to 422 code for a protein of 137 amino acids. Gene Ontology annotation, biological process: tetrahydrofolate metabolic process. The record is from RefSeq and is a predicted model, not a curated record. The transcript has 3 exons. Gene Ontology annotation, molecular function: glycine hydroxymethyltransferase activity; pyridoxal phosphate binding. Gene Ontology annotation, cellular component: cytoplasm; mitochondrion. NCBI's taxonomy places the organism in Eukaryota, Viridiplantae, Streptophyta, Magnoliopsida, Fagales, Fagaceae.
CAAAGUUCAUGAUUAUUUAUGAAGCAUCUGAUGUGAUGGAAGUAUCUAAAGAAAUUCCAUAUCAUUGCCUGGGUAUUGAUGGAGCUCGGGUGGAGAAAAUUCUUGACUUCGCCUCUAUUACCCUCAACAAAAAGUCAGUUCCGGGUGACAAGAGUGCCUUAGUGCCUGGAGGUAUCCGCAUUGGAUCACCUGCUAUGACAACUAGAGGAUUCACAGAGAAAGAAUUUGUACCAAUUGCAGACUUUAUUCAUGAGGGCGUACAGAUAACCCUUGAAGCUAAGCGGCUAGUCUCAGGAUCCAAGCUUCAAGAUUUUUUGAAGUUUGUAGCAGCCGCUGAUUUUCCUUUACUGGAUAACAUGUUGAACAUGUUGAACUUGUUCUCGAUUAAUAACAUUUUUCUUUUUGGUAGAAUGCAUGAUUGAAUUUGUUAGAACAUAUUACAAAUUUUGUAACCAUCCAAAUAACUAGAUAAAAGAAAAAGGUAUAAAAAUAGAUGAACAAGUUAUUUAGUUCAUUACA